GGCCGCUCCCGGCAGCCCCCGCGCACAAGAUGGCGGCGCGGGGCGGCGGGCGGUGAGCGGGGGCGCGGCCCCGGGCAGACAUGACCUACACGGCCGAGCAGCUGGACGGGGUGCGGCGGAUCAAGCGGUGCCGGGACUACUACGAGAUCCUGGGCGUGAGCCGGGACGCCGGCGAGGAGGAGCUGAAGCGCGCGUACCGCCGGCUCGCCCUCAAGUUCCACCCCGACAAGAACCGCGCGCCCGGGGCCACCGAGGCCUUUAAAGCAAUAGGCAAUGCUUUUGCAGUUCUGAGCAACCCUGAGAAGCGACUGCGAUACGAUGAACUGGGGAGCGACCAAGAGCACGUCAGCACUGGCCAGGCCAGGCACUACAAUUACUACACAGAGUUUGAAGCAGACAUUACACCAGAAGAAAUAUUCAAUGUGUUUUUUGGUGGGCAUUUUCCUACAGGAAAUAUCCACAUGUUCUCAAAUGUAGCCAGAGAUGCACAUUAUUACCCACGGAGGCACCGGACUGAGAGGGCAUGGACACAGGAGCAGGAGGAGGAAGACAACAGGCCACAGAAUUCCUAUUCUGCAUUUAUCCAGUUGAUGCCAGUUUUCAUCAUCAUAGUAGUGUCAGUGAUAACCCAGCUGAUGGCCACCAACCCUCCCUACAGUUUAUUCUACAAGUCGUCCAUCGGCCACGUCAUUAUCAGAGAAACAGAGAACUUGCAGGUGCCUUACUAUGUCGAUAGGAACUUCGAGAAGAAUUAUCAAGGAGCAGAACUCCAAGAGCUUGAGAAGACAGUUGAAAAGGAUUACAUAGACUAUAUUCAGACCAGCUGCUGGAAGGAGAAACAGCAAAAGUCUGACUUGUCCAAUUUGGCCAAGCUCUACAGAGAUGAGAGGUUAAAACAGAAAGCAGAAUCCCUGAAACUUGAGCACUGUGAGAAGCUCUCCAGUCUGAUUGGGAUGCACAAAGGGGGCUGAGCAGACUGCACACGUUCCAUAGUUUUAUUUAUUGCUGUUUUAAGUUAUGUUUUUAUUUUCCUUCAUAUAAAAAGGGAAGGAGUCUAUUGUAAGGAGUGGAUAUUGGAAUCCUUCUGCAUGUAGUGCAGAGAAGGGCCAGCACGAGCUGCAGAGCUGCUGUUUGCUGUAAUAUAUCCUGUACAUUAGAUUCGGUUCCAAGGACCAGUGGCACUUUGUACAUUCAUUCCAGGGAGAUUCUCUUAGUUUGGAGCCCCUCUGAAUCCAAACAGUGUGUGCUUCCCAGGACAGCACGCACAUGCCUUGGCUUUCCAUGUUUUCCGUGGAGCUGCAGUGCAGUGGAUCCCAUGGACAGUGUUGUGCUCAGUGCUGGGUGUCAGCUCCCCUUCCCAUUGCAGCACCCAGGCUGUCCCUGCCUCCACAGUGCUGUGAAGGAAUGUUGGGCUGAUUCCAGUGUCCUGUGCAGUGCUGAGGGCAGGAGGGACAGGUACCUGCCCCAGGUGAGCUCCUGAGCACACUCCCAGCCCUCCCUCUGUCCAAGGGACUGUACCCUGUGCUGCUCCAUGGGAGGGCCGUGCCCAUCCUGCUCCGUGUGACACCAACACGACCAAGAAGAUGGGAGUGUGAACUGCACCAAUUCCAGUGGCUGCAAAACUGUAAGGAGAGGACAACCAUGUUGAUUUUCUCAUCUGUUUUCAGUGGCAUAUUUUGAAGCUGGCUGUUACAUUCUGACUUGGAUCUGCACACUCUUCUCCAGCUGCUCCAGGGGCCCUGCUUUUCCCGGUACAGUUCUCAUGUAGCAUAUUUUUACUCUGCUGAGCAGUUAUGAAUGUGUCACUGUAGCCAUCAGUACUGCAAAGAAAAAGACCCAUGUGGUAGUGUCCUGUUUUUCCUUGAUCCUCCUUUCCAAAGUCAGGCCUUGAGGAGCAGUUUGAGGCUGGUUGUACCUGUGAGCAGCAGAGACCAGUGUUACUGCAGCUGAGCACCAGUUUCUCUGGUGGGUACCACGGGUGUGUGCCAGGCAUGGAAUGACCUGUUCUUCCAGGGUGGGGGGCUUGGGGCAGCUACAGCACAGCACUGCUCCCCUCUGACCUUGGGAAUAGGUGUCAGUGAGAUCUGAGCAAUGCUCUGCUGUGGCCCCAUUCCUAAAACCUGCUGCAGGAUGCACAGGUGGCCUUGCCUGAAACCUAGGGAGCAAAGUGCUCCAAAGUUUGGGAAAUGCCAGGAUUAAACCUGCCUUUGAAGCUUAGACUUCAGGUGUCCAUGUGCCUGGUGGAGCAGUGUUGUCCAGGUGCUCUGCCGAGGGGCCCUGUGGGCUGGAACUGGCACUGUGGGUACCACAAAGUGUCCCUGUCCUGUUCACACAGCAGGGGGAGGUUGGGCAGCAAACAAAUUGGGAGGAAAAGAAGCUUUUCUGGGGUGUGCACUGGAAUUUGGGGGUUGUAUCAGGGAUUUGAGGCUUGGUGCUCCUGCACAUGAGCCAGGCACAUUCCAGAUGUGAUGAGAACAUUCCAAGUACAGCAAUGGUGCUGCUGUGGGGUGGUGGUGUGUCAAAAAAUUAGCAUUAACAUUUGUGUCUCGUUUGCAGGAAACCUUAUAGGAGCAGGUGGGAAAGUUGAGCAGAGUUUGUUGGGCACCUGGGAUGGGAAGAGCACCAGUGUGCACCAGUGGGCAUUUUGAGUGGUUGGUGCCAGUCUGCAAAGGUUCAUUAUUCCAGGAUGGUGGCUGGCUUGGUUAUUAAGGGUUGAUUAUUCCAGGAUGGGGGCUGGCAGAGCAGGCAGUCUUAGUUCUGGUAUUUCCCACCUUUGAGCACGAGUGUGUACAGAAAGCAAAAUUAAUGUUGCUUUUUAUCUACUAAAUAGCUUGUAGAAUAUAUUAGACGUCUGUUCAAGUGAUUGGACCUGGUUCUAGGGUUGGUAUCUUCCCUGUCCUUCCUGUGGGAGUCCCAGAGCUGUAUAGGGAUGCAGGUGGGGAGACCAAAGCCAGUGACUUCUCUGGACCUGCUGUGUCCUGCAUGGAGCUUGAACUUAUACACAGCAUUUUGCACUGGAACCAGAUCACACCUCUCCAUCUGAAGAUCUCCAAGGACUUGAUGGCGGUGGGGACCUCCUGUGGGAAGCACAGUCAUACAGAGUCUUCUCUGGAACUGGGAAGGGGGCUGGGAUGGAGCAGGAGGUGAGACUGGGAGGUAAAAACAUUUCCCAAAGCAAUAAGUGUUCUUUGUUUAUACUGGGGGGUGUCAGGUGCUGGUGUGUGCUGGGAGGGGGUGUGUGGCUCGGGGUGUCUGGUGACAAACAGGACAAGCUGUGUUGGUACAGCACGGGCAUCCUGCUCCAUAGGGAAAAGGAGAGUCCUCUCUGGAGCCCGUGGGCUGGAAAUGUAUCCCUGCCCUUCUCCAAAGGGUGCUGGGGCUCCUUGUUUCUGGGUCAGAAUAAGAGAGGGAAGGGUGUUCCUGAGCAGGAGGGUGGCUCGGAGCGGGGGGUGCCCCUGUUCCCUGGGAACACCGAGCACUGGGAAACGGGUCUGUGUGUGUGGAUGUGUUUGGGGUUUUUAAAUUAAAGACGUGACACAUC
This is a messenger RNA of Lepidothrix coronata (blue-crowned manakin), 3541 nucleotides long. It is a transcript of the gene DNAJC18, whose product is annotated as DnaJ heat shock protein family (Hsp40) member C18. Gene Ontology annotation, cellular component: endoplasmic reticulum membrane. The transcript is spliced from 7 exons. Lineage: Eukaryota; Metazoa; Chordata; Aves; Passeriformes; Pipridae. The record is from RefSeq and is a predicted model, not a curated record. Gene Ontology annotation, molecular function: Hsp70 protein binding. Bases 81 to 971 code for a protein of 296 amino acids. Gene Ontology annotation, biological process: cellular response to misfolded protein.